AUGGGAAAUCUGGUUGUUCUGCAGAUCAACAAGUUGAAGUUGUGGACUAAAGCUGCCACCCAUGUUCAAGGUGCCAUUGAAUGCUACAUUUCUGACUUGAUGGAGACUUACAAGCUGGUGAGAGAUGGUAAGGUUGGGAACCAAUCUGAUGCUUCUGAAGAGUCGAAAGAAUUGUUACUAAGAUCUCUGCAAAAGAAAAUCAUGUAUCGGGAUCACAUGAAAAGAGCAAGUUAA
This is a messenger RNA of Dovyalis caffra, 234 nucleotides long. NCBI's taxonomy places the organism in Eukaryota, Viridiplantae, Streptophyta, Magnoliopsida, Malpighiales, Salicaceae. The record is from the annotation of a GenBank genome assembly.